AUCCAACCACAGAAACUUUGUCAGGCACCAGAACAGACCUCAGAAGCAUCUGUACAAGUUGUUGAGAUAGUAGUUGUACAAGACAUCACUUGGUUUACAACCCUUUUAUCUUUAAAUACAGCUUUAUAUAAGUAAGCUACAUCUACAAUGUCAGUUUUGCUCAUCAUUUGGAUGCUUUGUGCUACUCUGGGUUUGUCAGGCUCUACUCGUGAUGAAUGCGAAGAUGAGAUCCAGCGUCUUCGGGAGGAGCUGAAGAGUUUGGAACUUCGCCAGACAAAGCAACAGCAACUCAUUCAACGAUUAAUGAAUCUCAACCAGAUAGAUGAACGUUCCCUAACGGCGGGCUCAUUUUAUGACUUGGGAGACACACAGUACAUGGACUGUGCUCAGAUCUUCAAAAAUGGCAGCACUCAGAGUGGGUUUUACAUGAUUAAACCCCUGCUAAGUCCAGCCCGGAUCAGAGUGUACUGCGAUAUGGGAGAGGGGGGUGGAUGGACAGUCUUCCAGAGGCGCUCAGAUGGCAGUCAGUCCUUUGACAGAGAUUGGAAUGAUUAUAAAAUAGGAUUUGGUGACAUGCAGUCUGCUAAUGGAGAGUUCUGGUUAGGGAAUGAUAAUCUGCAUUAUCUGACAUCUCAAGAUGAUUACACCUUGAGAAUCAAUCUGGAAGACUUUGAGGGCAGCCACCGUUUUGCAGUGUACAGAACAUUGAAAGUGGAUAACGAACAGAGCCAUUACCAGCUGCAGUUUGGUGUAUACACGGGGAACGCAGGGGACGCCCUCUCUGGCAGUUAUCACCCUGAGGUCCAGUGGUGGGCCAGCCAUCAAGGAAUGAAGUUCAGCACGAAAGACAGAGAUCAUGACCGCUACGAGCGCAGCUGUGCUCAGGAGGACAAGGGCGGCUGGUGGUUUAACAGAUGCCACUCUGCCAACCUGAACGGGAUCUACCACAGAGGUCCCUACAGCGCGGUCACUGAUGACGGGAUAGUGUGGUACCCCUGGCAUGGCUGGUGGUACUCCCUCAAAUCUGUGCAGAUGAAGAUCAGACCGGCCGCUUUUGAGCCCAACGACGUUUAAUUCACUCGGAACUCGUGGACGAUGACAAAUGACAUUGUAGUCCGGCUUAGUAGUCCAAUUCUUACUAUUUACAUAUGUAGCCAAAAAAAGCUAUUCACCUGCAUGUAGCGCAAUAAACUUUUCAACGCAUC
Molecule: messenger RNA, 1205 nt
Organism: Puntigrus tetrazona (Sumatra barb)
Lineage: Eukaryota; Metazoa; Chordata; Actinopteri; Cypriniformes; Cyprinidae
Gene: fgl1
Product: fibrinogen-like 1
Exons: 7
Coding region: 148-1074 (308 amino acids)
Biological process (GO): regulation of immune response; negative regulation of T cell activation
Source: RefSeq, a predicted model, not a curated record